This is a messenger RNA of Procambarus clarkii (red swamp crayfish), 1325 nucleotides long. Its product is annotated as mediator complex subunit 6. Gene Ontology annotation, biological process: regulation of transcription by RNA polymerase II. Gene Ontology annotation, cellular component: core mediator complex; mediator complex. NCBI's taxonomy places the organism in Eukaryota, Metazoa, Arthropoda, Malacostraca, Decapoda, Cambaridae. Gene Ontology annotation, molecular function: transcription coactivator activity. The record is from RefSeq and is a predicted model, not a curated record.
UAACUUAAUAUGUGUACGAUUCGUCUUGUGUACCAAGUGACUUAUACCCCCCCCCACUCACAUACAACAACAACAACAGCUUCCUGUUGUAUUAGCACAUUUCUCGCCAUAAGAGUCGAGUUAUCACAGCUGCGAUCAUGGCUGACCAAUCUAAAGACAACCCAUUACACAUAUCGUGGCAUGACAGCAUGUGGGUGCCUCACCUUAACUCGACCAACAUCAUGGAGUACUUCGGUGAGAGGACGAACCCUUUCUAUUCAAGGGACUGCAACAACGAAUUCAUCAAGAUGCAGCAAAACACGAGGGUCGAUCAGCUCACCCACAUGCAGGGAGUGGAAUAUAUGCUGCUGCACACACAGGAGCCCAUUCUCUACAUCAUCCGCAAGCAGCAGCGUUUCUCCCCAACACAAGUCAAUCCUCUUGCCAACUACCACAUCAUCGGCGGACAAGUAUUUCAGACGCCAGAUUUGGGCUCUGUCAUCAACUCUAGAGUGCUGGCAGCGGUAAGCAACCUGACAAGCGCUUUCACAGAGAUGCAGUCCUUCUCACACUAUCACCCAUCGCGCGGAUAUUGGUGGCAGUUCCGAAAUCAGUUAGAGCAGGCUGAGCAGCAGAAAAAGGAUAAGGAGAAGAAGGUUGGACAGGGAAGGCGAGUAGACCCAGGAUCUGCAUUCCAGCGUCGACGGGUGGAUUCUCUGUUAGAAGACCUUCAUGCCAAAUUUCCAUACAAGUUCCCAAAUCAGGCACAGCAGCCAGCACAGCAGUCAGCACAACAACCAGCACAGCAGCAAUCACAGCAGCAACAGCAAUCCCAGCAACCAACACAACAGGAUGGUGUGAAGACAGACGACACCAAAGCGGACAUAAAAACAGAUAUCAAGACUGAAGUGAAAGUGGAGGUGAAGACCGAACCGUCAUCACAGCCAGUGACACAGCGCUCUGUCAAGCCUCCACCGGAGAAGAGACAGCGUACUGGACCCUAGCCCUUGGCCCUGUGUAGUAAUGUCUUAAAAAGCUGCCUCUGGAGCCACGUGUGCAAGAUUAUUGAAACGGCUGCCAGUAACGUUGCUAAAUGAAUUGUUUUUCACAUGCCUGAAAUCAUUCCCCAUGGCAAACAAAGUUGUAACUAUAAUUCUUGGAAUUUCAAUAUAAUUCAUGUAUACAGUAAUGAGCUUUGUUAGGGCAAAUCAAGUGUAAUAAUUUUGAUCAUAUUGAUCUAGAAAGCAAGGCGUGUGGGGACAAUAACCAACGUUACUUCCAUACAAUCUGCUUUAUUUGACGUUCUUAUACUGUCAUUUCAAAAGACCAAUAAAAUAUUUUAUUAA